This is a messenger RNA of Penicillium angulare, 300 nucleotides long. RefSeq lists its product as uncharacterized. The transcript has a single exon. The coding region runs from base 1 to 300 and encodes 99 amino acids. Lineage: Eukaryota; Fungi; Ascomycota; Eurotiomycetes; Eurotiales; Aspergillaceae. The record is from RefSeq and is a predicted model, not a curated record.
AUGUCUACCACUAGGUUGGCUGUGACUACCACGCGUUCGGUUAUAUUCGACGAGACAUCAAGCUGUGAAGGCUGGUGGGAACAGAGCAGCCAAUUACGAACAGAGAGAAAUAGCACGGAUGAAAUGAUGGAUAGUCGCGAGGACGGCAAUGAAGAGGAAGAAAAAGGAGAUGAAUGGUACGAAGACGGCUACGAUUACGACGAUGUCGACGAAGAGGAUGUCACCGAGGAUGAAGAGGAUGGGGAUGAAGAUGUAGUCGACGGGGAAGAUGGCGAUCUUGACUCUGAUGAAACAGACUAG